Messenger RNA from Dichomitus squalens LYAD-421 SS1, 246 nucleotides. RefSeq lists its product as uncharacterized. Lineage: Eukaryota; Fungi; Basidiomycota; Agaricomycetes; Polyporales; Polyporaceae. The coding region runs from base 1 to 246 and encodes 81 amino acids. The record is from RefSeq and is a predicted model, not a curated record. The transcript is spliced from 2 exons.
AUGUCAUGUCUGCUGUCUGCGCGGGCAACAACUAUUCAGAAGUCAGGGAAUACCUUACUCGCGCACGUCCGGCGCGUGGAGCGCGACCUUCGAGCUGCUGCCAGUGCCUGCUGCGCCCAUGCCACCACCGACGAGGAGGGGAGGGGGUCUACUGGCAUCCCAAUGUACCCUCUACGCCCCUCGCAGCAGAUAGUCGGCGUCAAAGAGAACAUGGACAAGUUUGCGCCGCCCUCAGCGCCGACGUAA